AUGCUUCCGGAUUUAGAAAACAUCCGCAUUAGCCGCUGUUAUCUGAAAUAUUUCGCUAACUAUAACUUGCUCGACGUGCAGCUGCAUACUUUUGUAGAUGCUAGCGAGAAUGGAUACGCUGCAGUGGCAUAUUUCAGAAUCACGGACGGUGAAGAUAUUGUGUGCUCAUUGAUUGGAUCUAGACUAAACCGAAAAGUGUACUGGUCGGAUUCUAAGACGGUCUUGAGUUGGCUGCGUUCCGAUCAUCGCAAAUAUAGCCAGUUCGUAGGAUUUCGAGUAAGCGAAAUUCUUGAUUUAAGCAAUCCAAGUGAGUGGAGGUGGAUACCAAGCAAACUUAAUGUAGCAGAUGAAGCCACUAAAUGGGUGAGCAAGAUAAGCCUACAAAAUGAUGGUCGAUGGUUUAGUGGCCCACAAUUUCUAUACAUGGCUGAAAACGAAUGGCCGGUCGACGUAUGUCCACCUAUAGAUACGACGGAGGAGAUGAAACGCCACCUAUUACAUAUAGGGACAGUUGAUGAAGUAGUUGAAGUUAAACGGUUCUCGAAGUGGAAUCGCAUUGUGCGCACAACAGCAUUUGUGCUACGAUUUAUUGAAAAUUUGAAAUCGAGGGUACGAGGACAAGAUGUGCAGAGUGGGGAACUCAUUCAAGAGGAGAUCAUAAAGGCGGAACAUGUCUUAUAUCGGCAAGCACAGUGGAGCGCAUAUGCAGAGGAAAUUGAUAUGCUAAAGAAUAAUAAGCCGCUGCCUAAAGCCAGUCCUAUAUACAAGAAAUCACCUUAUUUGGACAACAACAUUCUGCGCAUUGAUGGCCGAAUCGACAUGGCAUGUAUUACAAGCGAGCAAAAAAGGCCGAUAAUUCUUCCGAAAGAAAAUAUGAUAACUACAUUAAUAAUCAUGCACUACCAUAAUUUGUAUCGCCAUUUAAAUCAUGAAACCGCUGUAAAUGAAGUUCGUCAAUUUUACUAUAUACCACGUCUACGCGUCGUUUUUAAGAAGCAAAUUAGAAACUGCCAAAUGUGUAAAAUUCAAAAGGCCGUACCGCAGAUGCCACAAAUGGCUAAGUUGCCUCGAGCUCGGCUUGCUGCUCAUGUUGCGCCGUUUACUUUUACGGGGUUGGAUUUCUUCGGACCUAUUUUGAUUACAAUAAAUCGACACAAGGAAAAACGGUAUGGAGUUUUAUUCACGUGCUUAACCAUAAGAGCCGUUCACAUAGAAAUCGCGUAUUCUCUUAAUACAAACUCCUGUAUAUUGGCUAUUCGAAAUUUUAUUGCGAGGCGGGGCAUCCCGCGAGAGUUUUUUAGCGAUAACGGGACUAACUUUAUUGGCGCCGAGAGAGAGCUGCGUCAAGCAGUUGCUGAAGUGAAUCGAAACGAGCUUGUUCGCACUUUCACUUCCUCGCAUACGAAAUGGAACUUUAAUCCGCCUCUUGCGCCACACAUGGGAGGCGCUUGGGAACGUUUAGUGCGCUCCAUAAAAAAUGUUUUCUAUAAAAUAACACCUACUCGCUCGCCAAACGAAGAGCUUUUGAGAAGUAUGAUGGCUGAAAUUGAAAAUAUUAUAAAUUCGCGGCCCUUAACGUACGUUCCUCUCGAUAACAGCGACGCUGAAGCGAUCACACCAAAUCACCUUUUGCUGGGGAGCUCAAGCGGCAUGAAGCCAUAUGCGCUCUUGGACGAUAGCGCAGUUGUGCUGAAAA
This is a messenger RNA of Rhagoletis zephyria (snowberry fruit fly), 1696 nucleotides long. RefSeq lists its product as uncharacterized. The record is from RefSeq and is a predicted model, not a curated record. Gene Ontology annotation, molecular function: nucleic acid binding. NCBI's taxonomy places the organism in Eukaryota, Metazoa, Arthropoda, Insecta, Diptera, Tephritidae. Gene Ontology annotation, biological process: DNA integration.